AUGAUGCCCCCACCUCUACCGUCCCAAGGGCCUCCUAUGAUGGGCACGCCACCCAUGCCUGGUGGAGGUCCUCCCAUGCCUCCAGCGAUGCCGAUACCACCUGUUCGAGUACCAUCAGAAGGGGUCAUCAACACCCGCCCUACAGGGGGUUCAAGAAGACCCGCGUACAAAUUGGGGACGAGCGGGGUCCGACGAGGCCUCCUCUUCGCCUUCCAUCUCGACCCUAGAGCGGAUAUGGAGCUGCUCAAUGAGAUGUUCAGAGUGGCGGCGGCACCAGCUGACGAUGAGAAGCAGACUACUUCUACUACUGCAGAACGCGAGGAGGCUAUAGAGUCGAUCAAUGACCAGUUCAUACAGCUUUGGAGGGUUCCGGGGGAGACCUUCGCUGUUGCGGAAUACCGUUCGUGUGGGGCGGCGUUCAAGGCACAGCGAGCCCUUAGUGGGAUACGAUUGUUUGGUCGAGAGAUAUACGCUAGGGUGGACAGGCGGACCCAAGACAUGAUGCAUCACUGGAGGGGUGUCAGAGGCAGAGAGGUUGCUAAUAGGAUUGCCAAGGAGGGGUAUGAGGUGCCCAGCAACCUUAUGGACUUGGUGGAUGAUGAGAUAUACCAGUUGGUAGUAUUGGGCCAUGGGGGGUAUACAUCUGAUUGA
This is a messenger RNA of Perkinsus marinus ATCC 50983, 651 nucleotides long. RefSeq lists its product as hypothetical. Lineage: Eukaryota; Perkinsozoa; Perkinsida; Perkinsidae. The coding region runs from base 1 to 651 and encodes 216 amino acids. The record is from RefSeq and is a predicted model, not a curated record. Gene Ontology annotation, molecular function: nucleic acid binding. The transcript has a single exon.